AAAACCAGAAAGUGACCAACUCGUAAUCCAAUCCGCACAGCCCCAAAGCCAAAAGAUAACUAGAGUAAUUAACACAACUACACAAGAGUAGCCAUCAAGAUGGAGCUCCUGUCCAGCGCCGCCCGCCUGUUGCUCCUGCUCGCCUGCCUCGUCGUGAUUGCGCAUGCGCAGCAGUGCACUUGGGAGUACGGCUCCAGCACCAUGGACAUCCGCUGCAGUGUGCGCGCCCUGGAGGCGACUGGCACGCCUCUGGACCUCCAGCUGGCCGAGUCCGCCAGCCACUUGGAGCUGCAGUGCAGCGAGGAUCUGCUGCACGGCAGUGAGCUGGCCCCCGGCAUGUUCCGGCACCUCCAGAAACUGGCGGAGCUGCGCAUCGAGGCCUGCAAGCUGCAGCGCAUCCCGGCCAGCGCCUUCGAGGGCAUGAUGUCGCUCAAGCGGCUGCAACUGGAGACGCACAACGCAGUGUGGGGGCCGGUGAAGAGUCUGGAGCUGCACUCGCAGUCGUUCCAGGGCCUCAAGGAGCUCACCGAGCUGCAUCUGGGCGACAACAACAUCCGCCAACUGCCCGAGGGCGUUUGGUGCGCGAUGCCUAGCCUCCAGUUGCUCAAUCUCACCCAGAACCGGAUCCGUUCCGCCGAGUACCUUGGCUUCUCCGAGAAGCUGUGCGCGGGCUCUGCCCUGAGCAAUGCCAACGGAGCCGCCAGCGGGGGCUCCGAGCUGCAGACGCUGGAUGUGUCUUUCAACGAGCUGCGAUCCCUGCCCGACGCCUGGGGAGCAUCCCGGCUGCGGCGCCUCCAGACCCUGAGCCUGCAGCACAACAACAUCACCACCUUGGCGCCCAACGCCCUGGCUGGACUGAGUUCCCUGCGCGUUCUGAACAUCUCCUACAACCACUUGGAGUCGCUGCCAUCGGAGGCAUUCGCCGGAAACAAGGAGCUGCGAGAGCUUCACCUGCAAGGCAACGAUCUGUACGAUCUGCCCAAGGGAUUGCUCCAUCGCCUGGAGCAGCUGCUCGUGCUGGACCUGAGUGGCAACCAGCUGACCAGCCAUCACGUGGACAACAGCACCUUCGCCGGCCUGAUCCGCCUGAUCGUGCUGAAUCUGUCCAACAACGCGCUCACCCGCAUCGGGGCCAAGACAUUCAAGGAGCUGUACUUCCUGCAGAUCCUCGAUAUGCGCAACAACUCCAUCGGCCAUAUCGAAGACGGAGCCUUCCUGCCACUGUACAACCUGCACACCCUCAACCUGGCCGAAAACCGACUCCACACGCUGGACAACCGCAUCUUCAACGGCCUGUACGUGCUGACGAAGCUCACGCUGAACAACAACCUCGUGAGCAUCGUGGAGAUGCAGGCCUUCCGCAACUGCUCCGAUCUGAAGGAGCUGGAUCUCAGCUCCAAUCAGCUGACCGAAGUGCCGGUGGCCGUGCAAGAUCUGAGCAUGCUGAAGACGCUAGAUCUGGGCGAGAAUCUGAUCACCGACUUCCCCAACAACACGUUCCGCAACCUCAACCAGCUGACGGGACUGCGGCUGAUCGACAACCGCAUUGGUAACAUCACCAAGGGCAUGUUCCAGGAUCUGCCACGCCUGAGUGUGCUCAACCUGGCCAAGAACCGCAUCCAGAGCAUCGAGCGCGGUGCCUUCGACAAGAACAGCGAGAUCGAGGCGAUCCGUCUGGACAAGAAUUUCCUCACCGACAUCAACGGAAUCUUCGCCACGCUGGCUUCCCUGCUGUGGCUGAAUCUGUCCGAGAAUCACCUGGUUUGGUUUGACUACGCCUUCAUCCCCUCGAACCUUAAGUGGCUGGACAUCCACGGCAACUACAUCGAGGCCCUGGGUAACUACUACAAGCUGCAGGAGGAGAUCCGGGUGACGACGCUGGAUGCCUCGCACAACCGCAUCACCGAGAUCGGAGCCAUGUCGGUGCCCAACUCGAUCGAGCUGCUGUUUAUCAACAACAAUAUCAUCGGCCAGAUCCAAGCCAACACCUUUGUGGACAAGACUCGCCUGGCCCGCGUUGAUCUCUACGCGAACGUGCUCUCCAAGAUCUCCUUGAACGCGCUCCGCGUUGCGCCCGUCUCGGCGGAGAAGCCGGUGCCGGAAUUCUACCUUGGCGGCAACCCCUUCGAGUGCGACUGCUCCAUGGAGUGGCUGCAGAGGAUCAACAACCUGACCACGCGCCAGCACCCCCACGUGGUGGACCUGGGCAACAUCGAGUGCCUGAUGCCGCACAGCCGGAGCGCUCCUUUGAGGCCCCUGGCAUCCCUGUCCUCCUCCGACUUUGUGUGCAAGUACGAGAGCCACUGCCCGCCGACCUGCCACUGCUGCGAGUACGAGCAGUGCGAGUGCGAGGUGAUCUGCCCCGGAAACUGCAGCUGCUUCCACGACGCCACCUGGGCCACCAACAUUGUUGACUGCGGCCGCCAGGAUCUGGCCUCGCUUCCCUCCCGCAUCCCCCUGGACGUGAGCGACCUCUACUUGGACGGCAACAAUAUGCCCGAGCUGGAGGUGGGUCACCUGGUGGGUCGUCGCAAUCUGCGCGCCCUCUACCUGAACGCCUCCAACCUGAUGACCCUGCAGAACGGAAGCCUGGCCCAGCUGGUCAAUCUUCGCGUGCUCCACCUGGAGAACAACAAGCUGACCACCCUAGAGGGCACCGAGUUCCGCUCACUGGGCCUGCUGCGGGAGUUGUACCUGCACAACAACAUGCUCACCCACAUUUCCAAUGCCACCUUCGAGCCCCUGGUCUCCCUGGAGGUGCUCCGCCUGGACAACAACCGUCUGAGUUCGCUGCCCAACCUGCAGUACCGCCACAGCCUCCAGGGUCUGACUCUGGGCAGGAAUGCCUGGUCUUGCCGCUGUCAGCAGCUGCGUGAGCUGGCCCAGUUCGUCUCCGACAACGCCAUGGUGGUGCGCGAUGCCCAGGAUAUCUACUGCCUGGACGCCGGCAUCAAGCGGGAGCUGGAGCUGAUCGGCAACCUGGCCAACGGACCCGAUUGCUCGGAGCUGCUCGAUGCCAGUGCCAGCAAUAUCAGCUCUUCCCAGGAUUUGGCUGGCGGCUAUAGGCUGCCCCUGUUGGCCGCUGUGCUGGUCCUGAUCUUCCUGGUGGUCGUCCUCAUCAUCGUCUUCGUGUUCCGCGAGAGCGUGCGCAUGUGGCUCUUCGCCCACUACGGAGUCCGGGUCUGCGAGCCCCGCUUCGAGGAUGCCGGCAAGCUGUACGACGCCAUCAUCCUGCAUUCGGAGAAGGACUACGAGUUCGUGUGCCGCAACAUUGCCGCCGAACUGGAGCACGGUCGUCCCCCGUUCCGCCUUUGCAUCCAGCAGCGCGAUCUGCCGCCUCAGGCCUCGCAUCUGCAGCUGGUUGAGGGUGCCCGCGCCUCCAGGAAGAUCAUCCUGGUGCUUACCCGCAACCUGCUGGCCACCGAGUGGAACCGUGUGGAGUUCCGCAAUGCCUUCCACGAGUCGCUGCGCGGCCUGGCCCAGAAGCUGGUGAUCAUCGAGGAGACAAGCGUGUCCGCCGAGGCAGAGGACGUGGCAGAGCUGUCGCCAUACCUCAAGUCGGUGCCCUCCAAUCGCCUGCUCACCUGCGAUCGCUACUUCUGGGAGAAGCUCCGCUACGCCAUCCCCAUUGAGCUGUCGCCCCGAGGCAACAACUACACCCUGGAUCACCACGAGCGCUUCAAGCAGCCCGUCUCGCCGGGUAUGAUCUUCCGCCAGGCUCCCCCGCCGCCAGCCUACUACUGCACCGAGGACAUGGAGGCCAACUACAGCUCAGCGACCACUGCCACCCCCUCGCCGCGACCCACGCGUCCCGGUGGUGCCGCCCGCAUUGUGGAUUCCAUGCCCAUGCCCAUGCGCCCGCCCUCGGAGCACAUUUACCACAGCAUCGAGUCGGAGUACAGUGCGUACGAUCAGCACGAGGCGCUCUCCAUGAUUCCCACGGGCAUGAUGCACCAUCAGCAGCAGCAACAGUUGCGUCUCCAUCAACAGCAACAGCAGCAGCAGCACCAACAGCAGCGUCUGCUCCAGCCGCAGUUCCGGGCGAUGCCCCAGCAGGCCAUCCCCAUGCCGGUGGUGACCUCUGCUCCGGUUCAUCUGAGGAGCGGAAGCGGCCUGAGCCAGGCCAGCACCAGUACGCAGUCGACGGCUCAGGCCUCCACCUCGGCCGCCGCAGCCCAGCAGCAGCAGCAGCAGGCAGCUGGUGGCGAGUCAGCCAAUAAGAACGGCCAGGCCUUCCUGGUGUAAGCUCCGCCUCGAACAGGAUCUAGUGCGCAGGAGCGGCCAUCUUGAAGCUGGUCGCUUGCUGGCGCACAGGGAUAAGGAACUGAGCGAAAACAGGACUCGCACACGCACACAACGUACACACCGCGCACAUCCAAAACAAAAAGACUUUUCGUAGGCAUUUCUUUGAGGACAGCAGCCACAGCGCCCAGCAGAUAUUUAUAUAUAGUAUAUGAUGUUUUUUUUUUCGGUGCAUUUUGCCUUUGGUGUUCACGUGUUGCCCAUGUCGUUGAUGUUGAUGUUAGCACACACUCGGGGGCGGAGACACGCCCGCACAUUCGUAUAGGAGCAUAUAGGACUACAUUAUUACAAUCUAAUUACCGUAAACGUAAACAAACAAUUACUAGAAAUGUUGCAAAAACACUUUCAAAUUCAAUGUGAUAUAUUAAUUAACUAUAAUUAAUGUGUAAUGCAUAGGCCUAUGUAGUAGUUCUAGCCAGGCGUACAGAACGUAAACCUAAAACUAAACUAAACUAUUGUUAACUAAGCCCUAAAUUAACCUAAUGAUAGCACACACAUUCGUUCGCAUUCAUCAUCCUAAGCUACACGAAACAAUAACUAAUUGGAAGUAUGAUAAACCUAUGGUAAAUGUAUAUAGAAAAAUCGCAGCAGCAUUUAGAGCACUUAAUGUAUUUAUGUAUCGUACUGUAUAGAGAGGAUGGAACUAAAUUAAUUGAAUUAAAUUUACUUAAUGACAAAUGUAUUAUUAAAUUAAUUAUUACAAUUACAUAAAACCAGCCAGAGGAAUAUAUCCGAGGAAAUAAAAUGCAAAAACAUUACAAAAUAUUAAGAAACA
Messenger RNA from Drosophila kikkawai, 5077 nucleotides. It is a transcript of the gene 18w, whose product is annotated as 18 wheeler. Lineage: Eukaryota; Metazoa; Arthropoda; Insecta; Diptera; Drosophilidae. Gene Ontology annotation, molecular function: protein binding. The record is from RefSeq and is a predicted model, not a curated record. Gene Ontology annotation, biological process: signal transduction.